AUGGCUGAUGAGAAAAAUACAGAGGAAUUAGAUAGGAUUGAAAAUCCAACUUCUGACGAUGUUUCGGACACUUCAAGUCAAGCAGAUUCGGAUUCGUGGCAAAAUUCGGUGAGGAAAAAAUUACGAAAUUUUCAAAAUAAAAUGUUUUUUUUUGUAGAAUGGCAAGCGUGGAAUUAUAAUGCAAGUUGAAUCAAUGUUAUCCGAAGGCAAAACUGCAAAAGAAAUUUUUUCGAUUAUUUUUCCGGAUUGUCAUAUUAAUGUGAAUGCGUUGAGUGAUAGUAUGGUGAGUUUUGGGUUGUGAAAAUUUGGGAAAAUCAGAAACUAUAUAUUUUUCUGUUGAAAAAUUGUGAUUUCAGCUGAAAAUUCAGGAAUUUCAGGUUUUUAAUGAAAAAUCUUGUGAGUUGAGUUAGAAUAGCUUUUUUAUAAGCCAAUUUUGGAAAAUUUUAAGAGCUCAGAACUUGGCUCAAAAAUUCUUUGGGAGCAUAAAAACUUCAGAAUUUAAAAAAUAAAUUUUAAGUGAUAAUUUUCUGAUAUUUGAUUUUUAUUGAAAAACAUUAAAAAAUGUUCAAAAAUUGAUGAAUUCACAAAAAAUUGAAGUUGAACAUAAAUUUCAGAAGAUGUAUGUGGCCGAACUAUUUUGGUGGCCGAGAAAUCGUCGGGAAUUCGGCCAGCAAUGAUAAUUUUUGUAACAUUAGAGCGCGUUUGUUGCUUUGGCCGAAUUCCCGACAUUUUUCGGCCACCAAAAUAGUUCGGCCUACUUGAACAUUUACUCAAAAUUUAUUUUUUUUUUAAAUUUUGAACAUUCUGACAUUUAUCAUGCUCUCAAAGAACCUCUGAGCCAGGUUUUGAGCUCCAAAAAAAUUGCAAAACUUAGCUCAAAAGUUAUCCUAACUCAUCUCACAAGGGUUUUCAUUAAAAAUCGAAUAUCAGAAAAUUAUUACUGUAAUUCAUUGAGUUUUCAGAAAAACCUGAAAUUCGUGAAUUUUCAGCUGAAAAAUAAAUUUUUUAAAAUAAUAUUCAAAUUUUUUAAAAAUUGUAAAAUUCAGUCAAUUUUAAAUUAAAAUUUUUUUUUAAUAAAAAAAUGUUUUUUUAAUUUUCAUUUGAAAUUUAAAAAAUUGAAAAUAGAAUUUUCCAAUAGAAAAAUAUAGUUUCUGAUUUUCAAGGCUCCCAAACAAAUUGCAAAAAUUAGCUUCGUUAAUUUCAAGUUCGAAUUCAAUUUUAAAAAAAACUCAAUUUUUGCCAGGUCUUCGGAAUAAUGUCAGAAUUGCUCGAUCGACCGCCGGUUCGUGAAAAACUACCAGAAUUCAACACUCUGCAAGACGCCGUUGAAUUAUUCCGAACCAAAAAACGAAUCUUGGUUCUAACCGGUGCUGGAGUCUCGGUUUCUUGCGGCAUUCCCGAUUUUCGUAGUAAAGAUGGUCAGUUUUUUUGGGAACAAUUUAUGAAUGUCUUUGUGCGCGUGCGGUCGCGUUGCGGUCGAAAUAUCACCGAUUUUUGUUCAUUUUUUCACUGGAAAAUGUUGUUUUUUACAAAAAAACGAGUUUUUCAAUGGUUUUUUAGUAGUUUUCAAGCUCAAAAUGAGUUAUGACUUGGCAAAGUUCGAAAAUUCGGGAUUUUAGGAGCUGAAAACUCGUUUAUGUCCUCCUAAAGUGCCGAUUUUUCGAAAUUUGCCACGUCAUAACUCAUUUUGAGUUCAGCGGCUCGAAAACUACUAGAAAACCUACAUUUAGGCAAAAAUGACCGUUUUUUGUAAAAAACAACAUUUUCCAGUGAAAAAAUGACCAAAAAUCGGUGAUAUUGAUUUUUGUUCGACCGCAACGCGACCGCACGCGCACACAGACAUUCAUUAUUUUUUGAUGAAAAUACGAGUAUAGUCUCACUCUCAACAUUCUCAAAACAUCGAAAAAAUUAAAGUUUUCAGAAAAUGUUUGUUUUUGGAAACAUAUGGGCAAAUGGGACACUAAUUUAUCCCAGAAAUCAAAUUUUGGUGAAAAAUUCGAAAAAAAAUUGAUUUCUGGGAUAAAUUAGUGUUCCAUUUGCCCAUAUUUUUCAAUAACAAACAUUUUCUGAAAACUUUAAUUUUUUUCGAUUUUUUGAAAAUUUUGAAGGUAAGGCUAUACAGCAGGCCUGUGCCGGAAAUUUUCCGAAUUUCCGAAUUUCCGGUUUUUUCAAGGAAAAAUCAAUUUUCCGGAAAAUGUGAUCGGAAAAUCCGGAAAAUGAAUUUUAGUAGUAAUAUCUUCAAAAUUGCCUAAAUUUUGGGAAAAUUUCUCAGUUUAUGAUGAAAAAAAAAUGAAAUUUUUGGAAUUUUUCUUCAAUUUUUCAAAUUUUACUAUUUUUUGAACGUAAAACGACUGAAAUAGUUACUAAAUUACCUGUUAAUAGAAGAAUUGUAGAUUAAAAUAAGUUUUAGUGCCAACUUAAGGCUGAAAAAAAUUUUUUCCGAAUUUUCCGGUUCCAAAAAAUCCGGAAAUUUUCCGAUUUUCCGGCACAGGCCUGCUCUGCACCAAUUUUUUUUAAAAAUUCCAAUUUUUUCAGGAAUCUAUGCUCGAUUACACGCUGAAUUUCCUGAUCUUCCUGAUCCAACCGCAAUGUUCGACAUCCGUUAUUUCCGCAACAAUCCAGCGCCCUUUUUCGAUUUCGCCAAAGAAAUCUUCCCGGUCAAUUUACCCCAUCAGUUUCACAUCGAUUCAUCAAAUUGCUCGAAGAUAAUGAGCAAUUGUUGAGAAAUUAUACACAAAAUAUUGAUACAUUGGAACAUCAGACUGGAAUUAGUCGAGUUAUCGAAUGUCAUGGUUCGUUUAGCAAAGCGACUUGCACAAAAUGCGGCGAGAAAUUUGAUGGAGAUGUGAUUCGAGAGGAUGUUAUGAAUAAACGAGUGGCGUAUUGUAGAGUUUGUAAUGAUGGAGUUAUUAAACCGGAUAUCGUGUUUUUUGGAGAAGAUUUGGGAAAACGAUUUCAUCGAAAAAUGGCGAAAGAUAAAAAUCAUGUUGAUUUACUGGUUGUUAUUGGAUCUUCUCUCAAAGUUCGACCGGUUUCACUGAUUCCGUUUAGUGUUGAUGAAAAUGUUCCGCAAAUUUUGAUUAAUAGGUUGGAAUUGGCAGGAAUAUGCGUUAUGACGUGGCAAAUUUCGGAAAAUUAGCUUCAAAAAAUCUGAAAACCUGAAAUUUCCAAUGAAGAAAAAUAAUUUUAGAGUUAUAAUUUUUUUUUUUAAUUGGAAAAUUCAUUCAAUUUUUUAAAUUUCAAAUGAAAAUUAAAAAACAUUUUUUUUUAAUUUAAAAAAAUUGAAUGAUUUUUCCAAUUUUUUAAAAAUUUGAAAAUUAAAAAAAAAUUUUAAUUUAAAAAAAAUUUAAAUUUAAAAAAUUGAAUGAAUUUUUCAAUUUUUAAAAAAUUUGAAAAUUAAAAAAAAAUUUAAAUUUAAAAAAAAAUUUAAAAUUGAAUGAAUUUUCCAAUUUUUUAAAAAUUUGAAAAAUUAAAAAACAUUUUUUUUAUUAAAUUUAAAUUUAAAGUUGAAUGAAUUUUCCAAUUUUUUAAAAAUUUGAAAAAUUAAAAAAACAUUUCUUAAUUGAAAAUUUAAUGAAUUUUACAAUUUUUCAAAAAUUCAUAACUGAAUUUCUAAAAUUAUUUUUCAUCACUGAAAAUUUCAGGUUUUCAAAAGUGAAAAUUUCAAAUUUUGCCACGUCAUAACUAGCUUUCAAAAAAUUAUGAAUAUAGAAAAUAUUUGAGAAAUCUGAAAACCUGAAAUGUUCACUGAAUAAAAAUAAUUUUAGAAAUUCAAUUGUAAAUUUUUAAAAAAUUGGAAAAUUCAUUCAAUUUUUUGAAUUUAAGUUUCUAUUUAGUUAAAAAAAAUUUUUAAUUUUCAAAUUUUUAAAAAAUUGACUGAAUUUUCCAAUUUUUAAAUAAUUUGAAAAUAAAAAAAAAAAUUUUUUUUAAUUAAAAAAAAAUUUAAAAUGAAAAAUUGAAUGAAUUUUUCUAAUUUUUUUUUAGUAAAAAAGUAAUUUUUUAAACUGAAUUUCCAUUUUUUAAAAUUAUUUUUCUUCAGUGAAAAUUUGAGAAAUCUGAAAACCUGAAAUUUUCACUGAAGAAAAAUCAUUUUUGAAAAUCAGUUAUACAUUUUUUUGAAAUUUUAGAAAUUCAGUUAUUUUUUUAAAAAUGUGAAAAUUAAAAAAAAUUUAAAAUUGAAUGAUUUUUCCAAUUUUUCAAAAAAUUCAUAACUGAAUUUCUAAAAUUAUUUUUCUUCUGUGAAAAUUUCAGGUUUUCAAAAGUGAAAUUUUAAAUUUUGCCACGUCAUAACUAGCUUUCAAAAAUGAUGAAUAUAGAAAAUAUCUCUGAAAUCUGAAAAUCUGAAAUUUUCACUGGAGAAAAAUAAUUUUAGAAAUUCAAUUGUAAAUUUUUAAAAAAUUGAAUGAAUUAUACAAUUUUUUAAAAUUUAGAACUGAAUUUCUAAAAUUAUUUUUCUUCAUUGGAAAUUUCAGGUUUUUCAGAUUUCAGAAAUUUUUUUCCACAUUUUUGACCCUUCAGCCUAGAUUUUCAUCCCUAGAUUUCCACGAAAAUCAUAUUUGAAGCUAGUUUUCAGCUUCUGAAACCCCAAAUUUUCAAUUUUGCCACGUCAUAACUCAUUUCCAACAAGCUCAUUCCCAUUUGUUUUUUCCAGAGAAUCGCUCCCCUCUUAUCGCGCCGAUAUCGAACUUCUCGGAAAUUGCGAUGACAUCAUUCGAGAGAUCUGCUUCAGCCUCGGUGGAAACUUCAGUGAAAUGAUCGAGAAAUACGACGAAGAAGUGGAGAAAAAAAAGAAAGAGGAACAUCGAGCGAAUCGCAAACGACGAUUUAUUGAGUUGAGUGAAUUCGAGAAGAUUAUGUGUGAAAAGGGCGGAGAUGAUGAUGGAAGUAAGAAGCUGAAGCUGGAGGAAGAUCAGGCUGAAAAUCAGGGAGAAAGUUCAACAUCAACAUCACUGGGAAAUAUGUAUCAAAUGAGAUAUGUGAACAUUGAGAAGAAUCUACCGCCAAUGUCAUGUGCACAGGUAAUUUUUUGGCGGGAAAUUCUGGAUUUUUGAUUUUUUUUUAAAUUUGAAUUUGGAUAGAAAAACAUCAUCAAAAUCACGGGAAAAAAUUAACUAAAUAAUGUUUUUAAAGUGCAAAUGCGCUCCAGCGAAAUUUCGUAUUUUUCGAGAAAAAUUUAAAAUUUUUCUUUUCAUUUCUAGAGUCAAAAAGAAGAAGAAAAAUGCAUUAUCGAUUCAAAAUCCCAGAAAAAUUAGAAAUUCUGAAGAUUCUGAUUCAAAUAAAUAAUAUUUUAAAAAAUCCCUGAAGUUCAAAUGCGCUCCAGCGAAAUUUCGAUUUUUUUGGAGAAAAUUUGAAUUCUAUUUAUCUGACGAUAUUUUUUUUCUCAAAUUUGACCUCUGAAAAUUUUUGGUCCCAGAAAAAUUCGAAAAAGUUGCAUUUCAUCGAAAAAUUCUGAUUCCAAUUUUUACCUCGAAUUUUGAGCCUCAAAAUCAUGAAAACUGAAUAAUUUUUUAAAAAAUUGCAAAUGCGCUCUAGCGAAAUUUCGUACUUUUUGAAGAAAAUUUCAAAAAAUAAUCAGGAAUAUUGAAUUAUCGAUUUUUUUGAUCGAAUAAAUUUUAUGAAAUUUUUUUCGAAACUUUCAAACUGCAGGUUUAAAAUUGCAGGAUUUUGAAAACUAAAUAAUUUUUUUAAAAAACCAAAAAAAGUGCAAAUGCGCUCCAGUGAGAUUUUUCAAAUUUUAGGUCAGAAAAAUUUUGGUCAUAAAAAUCAAACCCAGGGUUUCAAAAAAAUUCCCAAUUCUCAAAAUUUCUUCCAGGUCUCCAUAAAUCAAACCGUCUUCCCGGGCGCUGAAAUCAACUACGACCUCGACGCCAAAAUGGUAUGCCGAGCGCCGAUUCGCCACGUCAACGGGCGAAUCGCGUAUUCAGAUUCGGAUUCGAGUAGUGGAGAAGAUGAAGGAGAAGAAGAGGAGAUGGAGAAAUUGGCAAGAACAACAUCUGUUGAUAAUCUACUGCUGGCCAGUAAUGCCGAUACGGAAAUGGUGAGCUUUUUUUUUGAAAUUCAAAAAUUCAAAAACAUUGUAGAUCAAAAUUAGUUUUUCAAGGGUUUUCAGCCAAUAAUGAUGAAAAAUCGAUAUUUUUCAAGAUUCUGCAGUAAUUUCUGAUUAAAAUUGACCUUGGAAUUCACUUUCCAGAAGGUUUUGCUGGUUUUUUGUGAAAUAAAAAAAUUUAUGAAUUUCGAAAAAGCAAAAUAGGGUUCUUGAAGCUUAUUUCAAUCAGAAAUUACUCCAGAAGCUUGAAAAAUAUUGAUUUUUCAUCAUUUUUGGCUGAAAAACCUUGAAAAACUAAUGUUUUUUCGACAUUUUUUGACUUUUCGUGAAUUUUUUUGACUUUUCGUGAAUUUCUUGACUUUUCGUGAAUUUUUUUGACUUUUCGUGAAUUUUUUGACUUUUCGUGAAUUUUUUGACUUUUCGUGAAAUUUUUGACUUUUCGUGAAUUUUUUGACUUUUCGUGAAUUUUUUGACUUUUCGUGAAAUUUUUGACUUUUCAUGAAUUUUUUUUACUUUUCCCUAAUCAAAAUCUUGAAUUCCAGAAAGAAGAAGACGAAGAAGUGGCUGAAUCCUGCCCAGCAGAUCUCGAAUACGAGGAAUCGAAUCGUGUCAGUCUAGCCGAUUUCAGACAAGCCUGCAAUGAUCUCAGUGAGAAUUUUGAUUAG
This is a messenger RNA of Caenorhabditis angaria, 6711 nucleotides long. NCBI's taxonomy places the organism in Eukaryota, Metazoa, Nematoda, Chromadorea, Rhabditida, Rhabditidae. The record is from the annotation of a GenBank genome assembly.